Molecule: messenger RNA, 6561 nt
Organism: Conger conger (European conger)
Lineage: Eukaryota; Metazoa; Chordata; Actinopteri; Anguilliformes; Congridae
Product: voltage-dependent T-type calcium channel subunit alpha-1I-like
Biological process (GO): calcium ion import; calcium ion transmembrane transport; membrane depolarization during action potential
Cellular component (GO): voltage-gated calcium channel complex; plasma membrane; voltage-gated sodium channel complex
Molecular function (GO): low voltage-gated calcium channel activity; voltage-gated sodium channel activity
Source: RefSeq, a predicted model, not a curated record
AUGACGACCGAGGAGGGUCCCGGAUCGCCGGGCGUGGCCCAGGUGGGGGCGGGGCUCUGCGAGGACUACGGCCCCGCCCAGGGGGAGGAGUUCCUGGAGGAGGUGGGGCUGGGCGAUGACGUCAGCAGUGACCUGGGCGGGCUGGUGGUCCCGUUUCCUGAGCUGGCCCCGGUGGUCUUCUUCUGCCUCAAACAGACCACCUGCCCCCGCAGCUGGUGCAUCCGCAUGGUCACCAGCCCGUGGUUCGAGCGCAUCAGCAUCAUGGUGAUCCUGCUGAACUGCGUGACCCUGGGGAUGUACCAGCCCUGCGAGAACAUCGACUGCUCCUCCGACCGCUGCCAGGUCCUGCAGGCCUUCGAUGCCUUCAUCUACAUCUUCUUCGCCCUGGAGAUGGUGGUGAAGAUGGUGGCCCUCGGGAUCUUCGGCCAGCGCUGUUACCUGGGAGACACCUGGAACAGGCUGGACUUCUUCAUCGUCAUGGCAGGGAUAGUCGAGUAUUCCCUGGAUCUGCAGAACAUCAACUUCUCCGCCAUCCGGACCGUGCGGGUCCUGCGGCCACUCAAAGCCAUUAAUAGGGUUCCGAGCAUGCGGAUCCUGGUGAACCUCCUGUUGGACACUCUGCCGAUGCUGGGGAAUGUGCUCCUCCUCUGCUUCUUCGUCUUCUUCAUCUUCGGCAUCAUCGGCGUGCAGCUGUGGGCGGGGCUUCUGAGGAACCGCUGCUACCCCGAGGAGAACUUCACACUGUCCACGGGCGUCUCCCUCCCCGCCCCGUACUACCAGCCCGAGGAAGACGACGAGCGGCCCUUCAUCUGCUCGCUGGCGGCGGACAACGGCAUCAUGUCGUGCCGGGACGUCCCGACCCGCCGGGAGGGGGGCCGGGAGUGCUGCCUGGACAAGGACGACGUUCUGCAGCGGCAGGAGCUGGGCCUCAGCCCCGAGCCCCUGGUCAACGGCAGCGUGAGCGCCGGCCUCUGCAUCAACUGGAACCAGUACUACACCCGCUGCUUCACCGGCCACAGCAACCCGCACAAGGGCGCCAUCAACUUCGACAACAUCGGCUACGCCUGGAUCGUCAUCUUCCAGGUGAUCACGCUGGAGGGCUGGGUGGAGAUCAUGUACUACGUGAUGGACGCUCACUCCUUCUACAACUUCAUCUACUUCAUCUUCCUCAUCAUCAUCGGCUCGUUCUUCAUGAUCAACCUGUGCCUGGUGGUGAUCGCCACGCAGUUCUCGGAGACGAAGCAGCGGGAGCACCAGCUGAUGCAGGAGCAGCGCGCCCAGUGCCUGUCCUCCAGCACGCUGGCCAGCAUGGCGGAGCCGGGCGACUGCUACGAGGAGAUCUUCCAGUACGUGUGCCACGUCCUGCGCAAGGCCCGGCGCCGCUCCGCCGCCCUCUACAACACGCUGCGGGGCCGGCCCGCCCCGCCCGGGGCCGCCAGGGGCAGGGGGGCCCGGCCGGGGGCCGCCACGGGGCCCGGGGCCAACGGAGGGGAGAGACACCACCGCCGCCGCCACCACAGGCGUCACUGUCCAUAUCACCCCGAGCAGGACCACCCCUCUCGCCCAACCGACACCUCCGUGGCCCUCUCUGUCACGCCCAAGCCCGAAGACUGCCCCCACUGCACGGGAUCGCUGUCACUCAGGGAGGGCCCGGCCAAUCAGGACGAGGAGGCGGGGGCCUUGGAGGAGAUGGACGGGAUGGAGAGCAACCACCUGGAGGAGAGGAGCGGGGAGGAGGCGGAGGGCGAGGCGGAGAAGGAGGCGAAGACGCAGAAGAAGAAGAGGCGGUCCUGCUUGGGGAGGUGCCGGGAGGCCUGGGACCAGAUGAGGGCCAGACUCUGGGGCAUCGUGGAGAGCAAGUACUUCAACAGAGGCAUCAUGAUCGCCAUCCUCAUCAACACCAUCAGCAUGGGCAUCGAGCACCACGACCAGCCAGACGAGCUGACCAAUGUCCUGGAGAUCAGCAACAUCGUGUUCACCAGCAUGUUCACCCUGGAGAUGAUCCUGAAGCUCACCGCCUUCGGCUUCUUCAGCUACCUGCGCAACCCCUACAACAUCUUCGAUGGCAUCAUCGUCAUCAUCAGUGUGUGUGAGAUCAUCGGGCAGUCUGACGGUGGGCUGUCGGUGCUCAGAACGUUCCGGCUGCUUCGCGUGAUCAAGCUGGUGCGCUUCAUGCCGGCCCUGCGCCGGCAGCUGGUGGUGCUGAUGAAGACCAUGGACAACGUGGCCACCUUCUGCAUGCUCCUGAUGCUCUUCAUCUUCAUCUUCAGUAUCCUGGGAAUGCACAUCUUCGGCUGUAAGUUCAGCCUGAAGACGGAGGCUGGAGACACUGUCCCCGACAGAAAGAACUUCGACUCCCUGCUGUGGGCCAUCGUCACUGUGUUUCAGAUACUAACCCAGGAGGACUGGAACGUGGUUCUGUAUAACGGCAUGGCCUCCACCUCCCCCCUGGCUGCUCUGUACUUCGUGGCCCUCAUGACCUUCGGAAACUACGUCCUGUUCAACCUGCUGGUGGCCAUCUUGGUGGAAGGCUUCCAGGCGGAGGGGGACGCCAAUCGAUCUUACUCCGACGAUGACAGGUCCUCGAUAAACUUUGAGGAGAGCGAGAAGCAGAGAGACCCGCUGACCCUCUCAGAUCCAAAGAUCUGCACCCUGACCCCGAACGGCCACCUGGACAUACCCCCGGCCUCCAACACUAAGGGGUAUCCAGGGGAACGGCUGGCCCUGGCUCUGGAGCCGAGGAAGAGCAGUGUGAUCUCUCUGGGUGCUAGCGUGGAGCAGCGGGCUAUGUGCCCCGGGCGCAGUUCCGUGUACCAGGGCUGGGGGCGCCCUCCCAUCCAGACGGAGUGGAGCCGGAGGUCCAGCUGGAACAGCCUGAGCAGAGCGCCCCGGGGCCUGGGCACCGGGGUGGGGGGGGGCAGCCUGAGGGCCCGUAGCACGCACUCGAACCCGGGCGAGCACGAGUCACUCCUCUCACCUCCCCCGCUGCCCCUGCCCCUGCCCCUGCCCCUGCCCCCGCCCCCGCUGCUGCCCCGGCACUUCGCCCCCCGCCGGGACCGCCGGGCCCUCUCCCUGGAGCUCCCCGAGCUGCUGCAGGUCCCGGGGCCCCCCCCGCAUGCUCUGCCCCGCAAGAAGAGCCUGGGCGGGGCGGGCGAGCACCAGGACUGCAACGGGAAGACCCACACGCCCCAGCCGUCCCUCCUGGGGGAGGUCUUCCCCCAGCUCAACACCCGCAAGGAGCGCGAGGACCUGGAGGAGGAGGUGGACUAUAGCCUCUGCUUCAGGGUGCAGAAGAUGAUGGAGGUGUACCGGCCCGAGUGGUGUGAGGCUCGGGGGGACUGGUCCGUCUACCUCUUCUCCCCCCAGAACAGGUUCAGGCUGCUCUGUCAGUCCAUCAUCGCUCACAAGCUGUUUGACUACGUGGUGCUGGCUUUCAUCUUCUCAAACUGCAUCACCGUGGCUCUGGAGCGGCCCAAGAUCCACCAGGGCAGCCUGGAACGCGUCUUCCUCACGAUCUCCAACUACAUAUUCACCGCCAUCUUCGUGGGAGAGAUGACUCUGAAGGUGGUGUCGAUGGGUCUGUACCUGGGAGACCAGGCCUAUUUGCGCAGUAGCUGGAACGUUCUGGACGGUUUCCUGGUCUUUGUGUCUCUGAUCGACAUCGUGGUGUCCAUGGCGGGCGGCGCCAAGAUCCUGGGCGUCCUCCGAGUUCUCAGGCUGCUCCGCACACUGCGCCCCCUCAGGGUGAUCAGUCGAGCUCCAGGGCUGAAGCUUGUGGUGGAGACUCUGAUCACCUCUCUGAAGCCCAUCGGGAACAUCGUGUUGAUCUGCUGUGCUUUCUUCAUCAUCUUCGGCAUCCUCGGAGUCCAGCUCUUUAAAGGAAAGUUCUUCUAUUGCCUGGGUCCGGAUGUGAAAAACAUCACCAACAAGUCCGACUGCCUCCUGGCCAGCUACAAGUGGGUCCAUCACAAGUACAACUUCGACAACCUGGGCCAGGCACUGAUGUCCCUGUUUGUACUGGCUUCCAAGGACGGCUGGGUCAACAUCAUGUAUCAUGGCCUAGACGCAGUGGGCAUUGACCAGCAGCCCGUCACCAACAAUAACCCCUGGAUGCUGCUGUACUUCAUCUCCUUCCUGCUCAUCGUCAGCUUCUUCGUGCUCAACAUGUUCGUGGGCGUGGUGGUGGAGAACUUCCACAAGUGCCGGCAGCACCAGGAGGUGGAGGAGGCCAAGCGGAGGGAGGAGAAGAGGCAGAGGAGGAUGGAGAAGAAGAGGAGGAAAGCACACAAGCUGCCCUACUACAGCGGUUACUCCCACGCCCGGCUCAUGAUCCACUCCCUGUGCACCAGCCACUACCUGGACCUCUUCAUCACCUUCAUCAUCUGCAUCAACGUGGUCACCAUGUCCCUGGAGCACUACAGCCAGCCUCGAUCCCUGGAGAUCACACUGAAGUACUGUAAUUAUGUCUUCACCUCCACGUUUGUGCUGGAGUCCGUGCUGAAGCUCAUCGCCUUCGGCUUCCGCCGCUUCUUCAAAGAGAGGUGGAACCAGCUGGAUCUGGCCAUCGUGCUGCUGUCCGUCAUGGGCAUCAUCCUGGAGGAGAUCGAGAUCAGCGCCGCCCUGCCCAUCAACCCCACCAUCAUCCGCAUCAUGAGGGUGCUCCGCAUCGCCCGCGUGCUCAAGCUGCUGAAGAUGGCCACAGGAAUGAGGGCUCUCCUGGACACAGUGGUUCAAGCCUUGCCUCAGGUGGGGAACCUGGGAUUGCUGUUCAUGCUGCUGUUCUUCAUAUACGCAGCCCUGGGGGUGGAGCUGUUUGGGGAGCUGGUGUGUAACGAGGACUACCCCUGCGAGGGCAUGAGUCGUCACGCCACCUUCGAGAACUUCGGCAUGGCCUUCCUCACCCUGUUCCAGGUCUCCACGGGGGACAACUGGAACGGCAUCAUGAAGGACACGCUGAGGGAGUGCCCGGUGGGAGAGUACACCUGCAACCCCAGCCUGCAGUUCAUCUCGCCCAUGUACUUUGUGAGCUUCGUGCUGACGGCGCAGUUCGUGCUGAUCAACGUGGUGGUGGCCGUGCUGAUGAAGCACCUGGACGACUCCAACAAGGAGGCGCAGGAGGAGGCGGAGAUGGACGCGGAGAUCGAGCUGGAGCUGGCCCAGGGGGGGCUCUGCUGCAUGGGCGGGGGCGUCGGGGGGGCGGGCGGGGGAGGCGGGGGCGACGUGGGGGGCCGCCCCAGCGCCGGGGCCCACCCCAACCCCAACCCCCCGCACCCCACCCCUCACUCCGCCCCCCAGGACCCGCACAAUCCCCGCAAGCUUUACUCUCCCGCACAGGAGAACCUCUGGCUGGACAGCGUCUCGCUCCUGAUCAAAGACUCCUUCGAGGGGGAGCUGCUGAUGAUCGACAACCUGUCCGGAUCCGUCUUCCACCACUACUCCUCCCCGCCAGUCUGCAAGGGCUGCAGGGACCACCCGCAGGAGAUCCGAUUGGCCGAGGUGGAGCAGGCCUCUCUGCGGUCGGAGCAGCUCUCAGACAAGUCCUCGUCCCCGGCGCUUCCUGAUGACCUCAGCCUGGACGAGCACAGCGCUUACCAGCUGCUGAUCCGGGAGGGCAAGAGAGGGAGCAGCGAGUCCCACAGCCUGGAGGAGGGGGAGGAGAGCCGGCCCCACAGCCCGGGCCCUGAGGGGGGGCCCUCCAACCCCAACCUGCCGCCCCAGCUCAGCCCCACCCACGGCACAGGUGGCGCCCCCAGCGGGGGUCGGCGCGCGGAGGGCUCGCCCGCUUCGUUCCACCUGCCCGCGGAGUUCUUCCACCCUGUGGCCGCGCCGCCCCACUCCGCCCCCCGGAGGGCCCGCGGCUCCAGGCUCGCCUCGCCGGCCUCCUGGGCCUCCCUCCGCUCCCCGGGGGCCAACAGCCGGGUGCUGGGCACGCAGUACCCGUCCCACAGUGACUCGUCUCUGGCCACGGGCAGCUCGGAGGGCAGCCUGCAGACCACCCUGGAGGAGGGCCUGAGCUUCAGCGUGUCCCCGCCGCGAGACACCCACCUGCCCCUGCCCCUGCCCCUGAUCUGCCCCCUCCAGGAGGAGCUAUCGCCGGGGCCCCCGGCCCGCCCGUCGGCCAACCGCCCCGCCGUCUUCAACCUCCAGGCCACCAGGGGGCACCAGAGGAGCCAGAGCAGCUGCGGCGGCAGCAUGAGCCCCGGCUGCCCCCGGCAGGACUCCAUGGACCCCUCCGACGAGGACCUGGGCGUGGGCGUGGGCCGCUGCGGCUCCAGCCAGGCGGGCAACAGCGAACACUUGUCGGAGACGCUGAGCAGCCUGUCGCUGACGUCGCUGCUCUCGCCCGGCUCGCUGGCGCCCCCUCUGGGGAAGAAGUGCAACAGCACCGGCAGCCUGGAUCACGCCAGGGGCAGGGAGGGGCGCCAGAUCUGCAGCUCGGACCCGCCGGGCUGCCUCUCCGGCCCCUGGGCGGAGGAGGUGGGGGGCGGGGGCGGGGGCGGGGGCACGCGGGUGAAAAGUACAAGCCGGCGGGCGGUGGCGGCCGUGCGGAAAGACAGAUGA